CAAAAUACCGUUAGUUGCAGGAAUGCCAGUGUUCGUCCUAAGACGAAGACUGCGUUCUAGCUUUCAGCUGUGUAUCCUAGUGCCUGCUGUCUUGCUUAAUGAAGUGAAUUAUCAUCAUGACUGCUCUUUAUAGUAUAAUUUAGGAUGUUAUGGAUAGGGUCAUGCUGUCUUAACCUGUUACUUUGGCUUGGUGUUUUUCCUAAACAGCCCCUCACUUUUUUUUUUUUUUUUUUUUCUAAUUGAAGCGUCCUCUUUCGAGUCAGCCUUCCAAUCUGAAUUCACAUAUUAUUGUGAAUUUUCUUCCUUGUCACUCUCUUUGCCCAGCUAUAACAGGUAUUGUGCUAAUUUCUCCUACAUUAAUGUUACCAUCAUAAGUUCAAUUCAGCUAUUUCAGCAAAGUGGAAUUGCAGGACUCUUAAGGACAGUCUUAAUAAGCCGAAUUCUUAAAUAAGAAUUCUUAAUUAGGAAUUCUGGUUUGUUACCUAAAUGAGAAAGUAGAGAAAAGGCCACAACAACAGUUCUCGCUUUUCUGUUGAACACAUUAGUCUUGGAACACACUUGAAAACCAACCUACAUUUUUAGUAUGCUUGUGAAUUCUUUCUUUCAAUCAGUAGCUUUAAUAUUGAGUUGAGACUUGUCUUAAUGCAUUUGCCUGACAUAUGGCUUCCUCACAUCACUGGGUGGGUCCAAGGAGGUAUGAACUUUCUGUAAUUUUCCUCCUGCCAGGUGAGCGCUACCUCCCCUCCCUCUUUGGAGGGUGCCCUGCCAAGCUUUGUACUCCAGGGGCUCGGUCUCUGAAACGGUGCAAGGAGAAGGACUAAUCGCUCAGUAGUGUGUCACUAAUAUAUGGCAGUCAGUCUGGCAGUGCCCAAAGGGAUUGCUGUGCCUGGCCCACUGCGUGUGUGUGUGCCAAGGCAUGUGUUUAAGGUCUUUGCCUCCUUGUGCAACUAACUCCGUGACCUGGGGUUAAACUGUGAGCCUGGUGAGAGUGGGUGUGGUAGAGGUUGUUCCAGAAUCAGUAAAUGAAACUCAUUUGCUGUGUAAGAGCAGGAAGUGCUGGGUUAAGGGGGGUGAAUCCAUUUGUGUUUGUGCGCAGCGCUGUGCGGAGCUGUGGGUCUUCACGGACCGGCAUGGGAGCUUCCAAGCUGGCGGUGGGACUUUGGAUGAUGGCUUUGCGUGGCAAAAUGCCAUCUGUGGCAGCAGAGUUGUAGAAGUAGUUGUGCUGAAAUUGCUGUGAGCUUUUGUGCCAAAGAGCUUGUGUAUAGCAGCUUGUUGAACUGUGCCCAUGAAAGCAUCUGUAUGCAGGCGGUGCUGUGCCUAGGUCUGUGUAUUUGUCCAUGCCUAGGUAAAUACCCUCCUGUGUAUGUGUCUGCAGACAGGCCCGGGGGGUGUAGGUGAAGAUGCUGGAGGCCGACCUUGUUGCAAAAAUGUUGCGAGCUGUUCUUCACUCCCAUAAAAAUGGGGUACCCUUGGCACAGCUUCAGGGCGAAUACAAGUCAUUGACGGGCGACUGGAUUCCCUUCCGGCACCUAGGACAUGGCACGCUGGAAAGCUACUUGGAGAGCAUCCCGGGAGUGGUGCGGAUGGAAGAGAACAAAGUGGGAGAGGUCACGUGCCAUGCUGUUGCUUGCACCGAGACAGUGCGAAUUGCUCAACUGGUAGCCCGUCAGAGGAGCUCCAAAAGGAAGGUGGGACGGCAAGUGAAUUGCCAGAUGAGACUGAAGAACACAGCUCCCGUCACCUUAGUAGGGAAGCCAAAAGGAACUUUGCGACAGCCCAGGUUAAUGAGCAGCCCAGAAGAAGGCAGCAAGAGGCCUGUCCCUCGCCUGCAAAGAGGCCGAGGUCUGGCGUGUGGAGUGGUGAAACCCACUGUAGAGAGUGGCCUGCCUGCCUUGCCCCCAGCCGCUGGAAGUGGACCAUCUAAGGAAGUCCCCAUGCAGAGGCAUGUCACGGUGAUAAACAGGCCUGAAAAGAGACUGACUAUUCCACCACGGUUUCAGAAGGAACUGCAGGUUCACCUAUCCAGAAGCUCUUCUGUGGAUCUAAAUGAUAACUUGAAUACAUCUGUUCCGGAGACACAUAGUGUUCCUUCUGGUUCUUCUGCUCCUCACUUCAGUGAAGUUCAAAGUCAUAUUAAGGAGAUUCUGAGCAGGUACAGCAAUGGUAUCUGGCUGUCAAAAAUGCCACAGGUUUACCAGCAAAUGUACCAGGAGGAACUUAGCACAGCGGUGCUCCGUCAGCUUGAAUAUUGGCCUCAUGUGUGCACAGUGGAAAAAGUAUGCACAGGUGAUCAUAUGGAUGGACUCCUUUAUCCUGCUAAGAGGAUACCACCAUUAGCAAAGAGUGGUAUAGAGCAAGGAAAAGCAUCUCAAAAUGUUACUUCUUCAAAAGUGGACCCUUUGUUAAAACCAAGCAUGGAAACCACAUCUGGUUCACUUAGCAGUGACUUCAAGCAGAAAGUUGUCAACAUCUUGCUGAAGUAUUCCAGUGGUCUUUGGGCUAAUGCACUUCCCAAGCUGUAUCAAGACACCUACCAACUAAAAUUUCCAGAGGGUGUUCUGAAUAAUCUAGAGUUGCUCUCAGAUGUAUGCACAGUGGACCACAUAUCUGACAACCCCAAAAAGGCCAUCCUCUAUGCUAAACCCCAAGGACACAUUGAUGAGAAUCUGAAUGUCAGUGAGAAAGUCCAGAUGCGUGAUGCUGUAAAGGCCACAGCUGAGCAGCAGUAUGAGGAAUCCAAAGAGCAGUAUCCAGAGAGCAUGACUGUCCCUCCUCUAAUCAUUCCAGUAGAAGGAUCCCUGUCUGUCUUGGUAGUAGAACUGAACAACACUAAUGAGGUCAUAAUUAGGUAUGUGGGUAAAGAUUAUUCUUCUGCCCAGGAACGAAUGGAAGAUGAGAUGAAAGAAUACUAUAGUCAGAAUCCUUCAGUGUCACUGGUUCAGUCUGUAAGUGUUGGGCAACUUGUUGCUGUACAUGUUGAGGAAGAUGCCUGGUUGCGUGCUCAGAUAACUUCUGUGGAAGACAACAGAAUAAAGGUGUGCUAUGUUGAUUAUGGCUUCAGUGAGGUUAUUGAAAAGAACUGUGUGUACAAGCUAGGCAAACAGUUCUAUUCACUUCCAUUUCAGGCUGCAAAAUGUAAACUGGCAGGGCUGGAAUUCUUCUGUGAUGAUCCUGUUUUAGUAAAGACUGUGGAAUCGCAAACUUGCAGCAAGAUAUUUGCUGUGGAAAUAUUGGAAAAGAGUGAUAUUCCUCUUCUUGUUCUCUAUGAUACGUCUGGAGAAGAUGAUAUCAACAUCAAUGCUACCUGUCGGAAGGCAUUGUAUGACAAGUCCCUUGAACUGCACCUACAGGCAGAUGCGAUAUAUAAAAAUGUCAGAGUAACCAGCGUUUCUUCUGAUGGAAGCCUGUAUUGCCAGGUACCAUCUAAAGGCUUGUCCAGGCUCUCUGAAAUGUUGCAGAAGCUAGAAGACUACUUCCAUUACAAGACAUCUGAGUUUAAUGUAUCAUUACCUUUUUGUGGCAAAAUCUGCUUGUUUCCGUAUAAAGGAAAAUGGGCACGUGUGGAGAUAACAAUUGUUCACAGUAGUAGAGCACUUGAUGUGCAGUUCAUGGAUACUGGAACAGUUGCAUCUGUAAAAGUAUCAGAGCUUAGAGAGAUCCCAUCACAAUUCUUGAGAGAAGUAAUUGCAAUACCUCCUCAGGCUAUAAAAUGUUGCCUAGCGGAUCUGCCUCUCAACACUGGCAUGUGGACUCCAGAUGCUGUACUGUGGCUGAGAGAUACUGUAUUGAAUUGUCCUGACUUUAGCAUGAAGGUGGCUAAACUGGAUGGCUCAAAGGGAACUGCGCACAUUUACUUGUUUACUCCAGAGAAUUUCCCAGAUGUGGAUCGUAGCAUCAAUCGCCAGAUCAUAAAUGCAGACUUGUGGAAACAUCAGAAAGAUGUUUUCUUGAGUGUUACACCUGGUGGAAUUAGCUCCACAAAGGUGACAAGUGAAACUGUUUCAGCUCCGGAGUUAGGUGGUGCAGGUCCUGAGAAGAGUUUCCCUGAUUCGGUCAAGCCUGCUUUAGAACGCAGUGGUGCAGUGCCUACCCCUGAUAUGCCUCCACCUCUACCAUUGUCAAAGCUUGGUGAGCCCAUGGAUGUCUACAUCUCGGUUGCCUGCCAUCCGGGUCACUUUGUUGUCCAGCCUUGGCAAGAGCUACAUAAUCUGGAAGUCCUUAUGGAAGAAAUGAUGCUGUACUACAGCAUGGCAGAAGAAAGGCCUGCGAACAUUGAAAAAAACAAGCUGUAUGCAGCUAAAGUUGAAAACAAGUGGUACAGGGUGAUAAUAAAAGGAAUUCUUACAAAUGGGUUGUUGUCAGUUUAUGAGCUGGACUAUGGUAAACAUGAGCUUGUCAGCAUGAAGAAAGUACAGCCACUCAUGGAUGCAUUUAGAAAACUACCUUUCCAAGCUAUAAUAGCUCAGCUUGCAGGAGUGAAAAGCCAGCAGUGGUCGGAAGAGGCAUCAGUAGUGUUUCGGAAUCGUGUAGAGAAGAAACCCUUGGUGGCACUGAUACAGGCAGUUAAUGAAAGCACUAAUUCUUGGGAUCGAAAAAUAGUGACUUAUUUAGUGGACACAUCUCUUCCAGAUACUGAUAUAUGGAUUCAUGACUUUGUGUCUCAAGAUCUUGUGGAGUUUUCAAAGGUUAAUUAAUCAUAACUUCUGAAAUGUAGCAACUCAGAUUCUUUAGCAAUAAAAGAAGUAACAAGCUUUUGAAGAGAAAUUUAACUGUUCUUACAUGGCCUUGAAGAUAUGAAGGUGAUAAAUUUGAAAAAUCUGCUUGUGUUCUGUGAAGCAUUUUAUUUAACAUGUUUGGGUUCUAUUGACUUAAAGUUGACUUUCUGAAAACUUGCACUUUGUUUACCACUGUAAUACUAGAAUAUUUGGGUGAAAAUAUUAAAGAAGUUAUUUAUCAGUAAAA
Dromaius novaehollandiae (emu) is the source of this 4962-nucleotide messenger RNA. Its product is annotated as tudor domain-containing protein 7. The transcript is spliced from 17 exons. Gene Ontology annotation, biological process: lens fiber cell differentiation; lens morphogenesis in camera-type eye; piRNA processing. The record is from RefSeq and is a predicted model, not a curated record. Lineage: Eukaryota; Metazoa; Chordata; Aves; Casuariiformes; Dromaiidae. Gene Ontology annotation, cellular component: P granule. Bases 1401 to 4694 code for a protein of 1097 amino acids.